CUGAACAUAUUUUGCACGUAUCAGAAUCGAAAUACAGAUAGGUAGUUUUUGAGUUAUUGUGCACUAAAAAUAAAAGUUACACUAUUAUCAACAUUAAUAAUUUGUAAAAAUUGUCCAAGGAUAAUAAAUACUAGAUCUAAUAUUCUAAUAUUACAAUAUUUAUACUUUUGUAAAACCACUUUUAAGGGCUAUUAUCUUUACUUCUAAGAACAAACAUAAUAAAUAUGUUUGAAAUCAUUUUUGUUUUCUGGCUCAAAUCAGUGGUCUUGACAACGUAUAUUAUAGUUAAGCCUUAAACAAAUGAUCAGAAAACGGCAUCAUUUGUUUAUCUACCCUAAGUUAUCGUAUAAUUGUCACAACGAUGAGUCUUAUUUUUGCAUUGUUCUAUUUGACAUUUAUCACGGUAUGCAAGCUCGCGGAGGAAAUUAUGAGAAAAGUCCAUCUGGAACAUCUUCAAAACGGUGACUGCCGGUACAAAUCGGAGGACGCGCCGACUUCAGCCAGCCCAUCGCGCAAAGACAAGUUCGCUCAGGUGAACAUUUGGGGACCUUGUGCCCCCUACCGUCGCGGCCGGGUGAUGUACUCGUCACGGCCAAAUAACGGAACAGAGAGCGAGCCGGCUGCCGUUCGAUCGAGGUGUCCACCGGCACGGAACGUGGCCGACCAUCGAUUCAGGUGUACAGCGACGGCGCCGACUUUCCCGGCACGGAACGUGGCCGACCAUCGAUUCAGGUGUACAGCGACGGCGCCGACUUUCCCGGCACGGAACAUGGCUGACCAUCGAUUCAUGUGUACAUCGACGGCGCCGACUUUCCCGGCACGGAACGUGGUCGAUCAUCAAAUCAAGUGUCCACCGACGCCGCCUAAUGUACCGGCACAGAACGUAACCCCGGCCUCGGAUACGACGUCGUCGCGGCCGAUUGCCGGCUACAAGAACGUGGCCGACCAUCAAAUCAAGUGUCCACCGACGCCGCCUAAUGUACCGGCACAGAACGUAACCCCGGCCUCGGACACGACGUUGUCGCGGCCGACGACGCCCCGCGAAUUUUACGUGGGCCCGGCAAUGUUUGUGGUGUGGAGACAGUCGGCCCCGAACGUGGCUGGAUGUCCGCCGCCCCCUCCUGUGCCGGAAUUCUACGUGGGCCCAGCGUGGUUUGAUGUCAACGGACCGCCGCCACUUCCGUGUUGCGUGGCGGCUUCGAGAUUCACAUACCCGCCCCCACCGCCGCAACGUUCCGGUCCCGGUGUUGCGGGAGUUCCCGCCGCGGCCGGAAGUGCAUAA
Acyrthosiphon pisum (pea aphid) is the source of this 1282-nucleotide messenger RNA. Its product is annotated as formin-like protein 5. The transcript is spliced from 2 exons. Bases 362 to 1282 code for a protein of 306 amino acids. The record is from RefSeq and is a predicted model, not a curated record. Lineage: Eukaryota; Metazoa; Arthropoda; Insecta; Hemiptera; Aphididae.